Molecule: messenger RNA, 803 nt
Organism: Penaeus vannamei (Pacific white shrimp)
Lineage: Eukaryota; Metazoa; Arthropoda; Malacostraca; Decapoda; Penaeidae
Product: NADH dehydrogenase [ubiquinone] 1 alpha subcomplex assembly factor 2
Biological process (GO): mitochondrial respiratory chain complex I assembly
Cellular component (GO): membrane; mitochondrion
Source: RefSeq, a predicted model, not a curated record
GCUCUCGAACACGACUGAGAGCUUGAGACGUCGUGGUCUCUCGCCUUCCGGAGCUGAGACGUUUUCGCUCUCGUGUGGUCUCGUGGGGAGCCGCGCACACCGGAUUCACGGCCUCCGAGAACGCAACUAGAAGGCGAAGUUAUUCAACACAAUAACAAUAAGAGACUCAGAGGAUCUAGGGAGUAAAGAGAAGAAAGAGAGACGACAUCCUAUAAAAAGAAGAAAGAAGAAGAAGACUAUGUCGGGGAAGACGAGGAGCGUCUUUGGAAUUGCAUUUAAGAAUUUUGUUAACUCCCUCAAACCGAGACAAACGUCGGGAAUAUUUAUUGGAGACGAUUAUCACGGUAACAAGUAUUACGAAAUACCAGCAGAUCCUAGAAGAGGAAAGAGACAUCCAAAGAGAUGGUAUGUUCCCCCAGUAGCCAUGCAGUAUGAUCAAAAACACAUGCCAGCUGAGUGGGAUGCGUGGUUAAGAAAUCGCCGUGCAGAAGCCCCAAGUGAAUCCGAAUUAAAAGAGAACUUGACUCUUUCAAUUAUGAAGAAAGAAAAUGCUGAUAAACUAGCUUUGAAAGCAGGUAAACAACCUGAGGAAGUCCUUAAGCAUUCGGAUAUGUCAUCUUAUCCUGUCUAUGAUGAUUAUGAAGUCACUCCAGGGGAUGGAACAAAAAUCAAAUAAUAAUUAAGAAAAUAGGUUUACAUUAUAAGAUAUGGAUUUCAAAUAAAGGUAUUUGUACUUUUAAUUGAUAUUUAUGUUGAUGCUGUACUUUAUGUAUAUAUUUCAAAAAUAAAUUUUAACAAAUACA